Molecule: messenger RNA, 2784 nt
Organism: Anopheles stephensi (Asian malaria mosquito)
Lineage: Eukaryota; Metazoa; Arthropoda; Insecta; Diptera; Culicidae
Gene: ABCB7
Product: ATP-binding cassette sub-family B member 7, mitochondrial
Exons: 7
Coding region: 37-2517 (826 amino acids)
Biological process (GO): transmembrane transport; intracellular iron ion homeostasis
Cellular component (GO): mitochondrial inner membrane
Molecular function (GO): ATP binding; ATP hydrolysis activity; ABC-type transporter activity
Source: RefSeq, a predicted model, not a curated record
UCGCCAAUGCUGUCAGUGCGAAACGUCAGCUGAAAAAUGGCCGCGCUGCUGCUGCAAGUCGUAUCAAAACAAGCUCCGCAAUUGAACCGCAACCUGCUGGAAGGCGUACGGCUUUCGUACAAAAAUCAUCACCCGUUGUGCGAAAAUUACUGCCGGCUACAUUCGCGGCAAUUGCAUGUCAGUGGAGUCGUUGUCGCUAACUGGUACAAUGACGAUGCCAGGAGAAGAAAAGGUGGGCGGCAGGAGCCUUGGGCACAGCGGCGAAACUAUUCCACCGAGACGAAAAAUCAACAAGCGACCGAAAAUGCCCUGCUGAACAUCUUUCAGAAGAAGAAAAAAGCACCACUGCUGCUGGCUGGUGUUUCCGGUUGCGGAAGCCAACCGCUUCAAAGUCCCAACCCACGACCGCAACAGCAACACCAAGAACAAGAACGGUGCAAACGGCGAGGCGAUGGUCGUAACACACCGAACAGAUUGCAUCCAUCAUCAACAACAUCCUCAUCGUUCGCUGGCGGGCCUCUAGCGACGAAACGUUUCAUCAUCACUUCGAGCGGGUUAUCCUUUCUCCCUUGCCAACUCACCACCAACUCACUGCAAGCUGCACCACUCACGAAACAAACACCACCCAUUCGUCAUUGUUUCCAUCUAGGGCACCAUCCGGCAUCGGGCGAAUCGAUCGGCACGUACGAUGGACCGGAAAUUACUGCCACGGACAUGAUCAAAGCGAUGGCGACCUACAUCUGGCCGAAGGACGAUGCGAUGGUCCGGAAGCGUGUCCUGAUUUCGCUAAGCUUGCUCGGUGGCGCAAAGGUGCUGAAUGUGUGCGUUCCGUUCCUGUUCAAAAUGGGCGUCGAUAAUCUGAACCUGCUGAGCAUGGACACGGUACCGCAGGCUGCCUCGGCCUUGACAAUCUCCGUGCUGCUGGGAUACGGUAUUGCACGUGCCGGUGCGGCCGGUUUCAACGAGCUGCGGAACGCAGUGUUUGCCCGCGUGGCGCAACAUUCGAUCCGCAAAAUUGCCACCAACGUGUUCCUGCAUCUGCACAAUCUCGAUCUACAGUUUCAUCUUAGCAAGCAAACGGGUGCCCUGUCCAAGACGAUCGAUCGUGGGUCGCGUGGCAUCAACUUUGUGCUGACCGCGAUGGUGUUCAACGUAGUCCCGACCAUGUUUGAGCUGGCGCUCGUAUCGAGCAUACUCGGCGUGAAGUGCGGUAUGGCGUACGCCGCCCUGUCGAUGGGUUGCGUUGGUGUGUACAGUGCGUACACGCUAGCAGUCACCCAGUGGCGUACCAAGUUCCGCAUCUACAUGAACCAGGCGGAAAACGAAGCGGGCAAUAAGGCGGUCGAUUCGCUGAUCAACUACGAAACGGUGAAAUACUUCAACAACGAACAGUACGAAGCGAACCGGUACGAUCAGGUGCUGAAGAAGUACGAGGACGCGAGCCUCAAGACUAGCACCAGCCUGGCAUUGCUAAACUUUGGCCAGAAUGCCAUCUUCAGUGUGGCGCUCAGCACGAUUAUGGUGAUGGCAGCGAAUGAAAUCGCUCAGGGCCGUAUGACGGUCGGUGAUCUGGUGAUGGUAAACGGGUUGCUCUUUCAGCUGUCGAUCCCGCUCGGAUUUCUGGGCAGUGUGUAUCGCGAGGUGCGUCAGGCCCUGCUCGAUAUGCGCACAAUGUUUACGCUGAUGGGCGUUCAGAGUGCGAUUCAGAGCCGUGUUAAUGCACCGCCCCUGGAUGUGAGCCGCGAGACGGCAUCGAUCGAGUUCCGCAACGUUGGGUUCCGGUACGCGCAGAGUAACGACAUUUUUAAGGACCUUUCCUUUAGCAUCCCGGCCGGGAAGAAAAUAGCCAUCGUGGGUGGUUCUGGAUCGGGCAAGUCGUCGAUGGUACGUUUGCUGUACCGCUUUUUCGAACCAACCACGGGCGAGAUUCUGAUCAACGGACAAAACAUUCGGGAGGUGGAUUUGCAGAGCUUGCGGCGAGCGAUUGCUGUGGUGCCGCAAGAUUCGGUACUGUUCCACGACACGAUUCGCCACAACAUUCACUACGGCGAUUUGUCGAAAUCGCAGGAAGAGCUGGAAAAUGCGGCCCGAAUGGCGGACCUGCACGAAUCGAUACAGCAAUGGCCAAAGCAGUACGAUACGCAGGUCGGCGAGCGGGGCCUGAAGCUGUCGGGCGGCGAAAAGCAACGGGUAGCGAUCGCGCGUGCUAUACUGAAAAAUUCACCCAUCCUCAUAUUCGACGAGGCGACGAGCAGUUUGGAUUCCAUCACCGAGCAUAACAUCCUGCAAGCAUUGGCGCGGGCAACGGAUAAUCGUACCAGCAUCUGCAUUGCCCACCGUCUGUCGACCGUGAUGGAUGCGGAUGAAAUUUUAGUCCUAGAGAAUGGCCGCGUGGCUCAGCGCGGCACUCACGACCAACUGCUACGAAGCGGAGGCCUUUACACGAAGCUGUGGGACACCCAGAAUCGGUUGUACAAUAUCGGUAGCAAGAAGCUGAACGCGGAAGAGAGGAAGUAACGUUCAUUAGCGUAGAAGCAAUUGCUGGUGUAUGCUUAUGAAACUGGGUAGGAUGCAAACGAACUCCGUUGUUAACUAUUUUUAAUCUUGAUGUCCACUUAGCCCCCAGAUUCCACACACAAGUAGAAUAGACGGUGACAGGCGGUAGUGUAGUAGAUUGAAUUGUGAAUAUUUUUCGAAGCAAACGAUUUCCGUUCAAUGAUGUGUUAUGCCCAGUGUACAGUGAAAUGGAACAAAUAAAACUAGCAUAUGUAUGACUCCAUCGAA